This is a messenger RNA of Dracunculus medinensis (Guinea worm), 480 nucleotides long. NCBI's taxonomy places the organism in Eukaryota, Metazoa, Nematoda, Chromadorea, Rhabditida, Dracunculidae. The record is from the annotation of a GenBank genome assembly.
AUGGAAAGCAAUCCACACGAUUUUAAUUCAGUCCAUAUGAAUGGAGAUAUGGAGGUAUGUCGAGAAAAUAAUGGCUCGAUUAAUGAUACCGCAAAUAUGAGGCGAUAUUUAAUGAAUGUACCACUAAGCCAACAGUAUACUGUGAUUCCGAAUCGACCGCUUCCAUCAUAUGCAGAUGCUGGAAUAUCAUACUUAAGCAAUACGAUGCAAGAUAUUCGACCAUCAUCGAAAAGAGGGAAGGGUGGGAGGAAAGGAGAGAAGAGGACAGGCCGAAGGCAAAAACCAAAGCAUGAUGGUCGCAAUGAUAAUCCAGUGAGUAAUUUUAUGCCAAAUGACUUAUCGACAAAUGGUUUUGUAUUAUCAAAUCAAUUCCCAUCACCACAUGUAAACAUAGCGGAUCAGAGCUGCGCUGCAGAGCGAAGUGAUGCGUACACUUUCGGUCGGGCAUGUACUCGUCAUUUUGUUAGUUUUUUAAACUAA